Molecule: messenger RNA, 1615 nt
Organism: Cylicocyclus nassatus
Lineage: Eukaryota; Metazoa; Nematoda; Chromadorea; Rhabditida; Strongylidae
Source: the annotation of a GenBank genome assembly
ACAAUGUCAUAGGCGCUUUACUGUCUUAGAGUAGGUGACGAUGUCCUUUCUUCCAACACUGUUGCUCUGCUGCCUUGGUAGCUCGUUUGCACAAACAGAUGAAGGUCCUGAUAUGGAACAAUCCACACCUUCCCCCUCCACUAGCAUCACAUAUCCUGAUAUGGAACAAACCACACCCUACCUCACCACCAGAAUCACAAAUCCUGAUACGGAACAGUCCACACCCUCCCACACCACUAUCGGACCCACUGUUUCUCCUACUUCUACAUCGGAAGAAGCUUGUGAGUACACCGGCUGGCUUCGAGAUUAUGAAAGGAAUGAAAUUAUCAAAUACCACAAUAAGUUGAGAGAAGAGAUUGCAAAGGGCAAGGCAGACAAUUACAUUGGAAAGCUGAACCCAGCGAAGAAUAUGUACAUGCUGAAGUACAGUUGUAAGUUGGAGAAAAUAGUACAAGCUCAACUAAACAAAGAAUUUUUCAACAUAACCAUCCCUGGUUACGGACAGAACAUUGCCAGGUACGCCUUGAAUUAUGUUGAUUGGGAUCACCCGAUGAACAUGAUAAGAAUUGGGCUUGAAUCUUGGUCAAAUCCAGUCCGCUACUAUGGUCUCAGAAAUAGCCUCAACAAGUAUAAUGAUGCUCGUUUGUACUCCUUCGCCAACAUGAUUUAUGCGAAAGCUUUUCGAUUCGGAUGCGGCUUCACUGUGAAUCACGCCGUUGUUACAGUGUCAUGCAUCUACAAUUUAAUAGGAGCGUAUCCCAACAAUAUCUUAUACGAGACCGGAAGAAGGUGCAAGAAGCACAGAGAUUGUACAACUUACCUUGGCUCUAGAUGUGAUAAAGCUACGGGGCUCUGUAAGUACAGUGGAAGACUACCAGUUCCAGGUGGUGAAGAAAACACCGUGUGCGAAAAUAAUAGGGGAGGAACGGAUCGUUUACGAGAAAAAGCACUUGAAGCCCAUAACAAGAGGAGGGGUUUGCUUGCCAUGGGUCAAGUGCACUCCACGUCUUGUGACCCAAAAUGGAAUUUACCUACGGCAUCUUACAUGCGUACAUUGAAAUACGACUGCUAUGAGGAAUCUGAAGCAAUCAAAUACGCGAAAACAUGUUCUUUCAAAGAAUCCGAAGACAAAGAGAAUGUGUUUGUAUACCCGAUACCAAAUGUCGAUCCAGUCAUUGCUAUCGAAGCUGCGACUGAGCAUUGGUGGUCACAAGUCAAUGCUAGAUGUCCGUUUGUAAACAAUAAUACCACUUUUGUCGACGAAAUGAUGGAAGAAGCCACUGACCAAACAGCGUUUUCGAAGAUGGCAUGGGCUGAUACCGCAUUUAUCGGUUGUGCUACACAAACUUGUUUUACUUCCACUUUUGUCGUAUGUCGCUAUAGUCCAGCAGGUUUUAACACCAUCGGUGCAAAGGUGUAUAUGCCUGGACAACCGUGUAGCAAUUGUACAGGAUUUGGACAUUGCAUAAAAUCUGAAGGAAUGUGCACUUUUCCAUUUCCAUAAAAACGGCAAAUUAUGAAAUUCAGUGGAAAAAACUGCACUCCUCAGAAAUAAAAUCGAAUUUGCUAUUGUUUUUGUGUUACAAUAUCAUCAAUGCGUAAAGUGAUGAAGCAG